Giardia duodenalis is the source of this 1941-nucleotide messenger RNA. Its product is annotated as Ankyrin repeat protein 1. The record is from RefSeq and is a predicted model, not a curated record. Gene Ontology annotation, molecular function: protein binding. The transcript has a single exon. Bases 1 to 1941 code for a protein of 646 amino acids. Lineage: Eukaryota; Fornicata; Diplomonadida; Hexamitidae.
AUGCAGGCGGAAUGGUUUGAAGCCGUGAGUGCGCGGAACCUGGACUACAUUGCACAGAAUUUGGAGCAGUGCUGCACUCUACACAACGAGCAGGGACUCACCGGGCUGAUGAUAGCUGCUAAGAACGGAGACAUCGACAUUGUGAAGAAACUAGUCCCUUACGAGGCAGGACAGCAGGACCCCGAUGGUAUCCCUGCCGCCAUCUAUGCAUACAAUGCAAAGCAUAUAGAGAUUAUGGAGGAGAUCCUUCAAGCAGAAGCGUCUUAUAGGUUUACCGAUGACUCUGAUAUCCUCAUGUAUCUUAUCCGGCACGGGUGCAAUGAUGUGCUUCUUAGUAUCGUACAUCACUUCCCUUCUCACAUCGACUAUAAUGGCUACUCUCACCUGGAUCAUGCAGUCAUGUGCAGGAAUACAUACGCCAUUGAGCUCUUGGUGAAUAGCUUUGAGUACGAUGAGUCAGCUAUUUCACGUGCUCUAGCUUUAGCCGAGGAAGUAGAUAAGAAGGCUCCCGCGAAGAACUUGAGCAGUGGGGAACGGCCCAUUGUUCUUAUUCUUUGUGAGCUCUUUAAUAUUAAUCCCCGAAGCAUAGCAUCUCCUGAAAUAGAUGACCUGCAGUAUUAUGCAAGAGGUAAUGCGAGCACUCUGACGGAUCCCUGUGUUGACAUUGGCUCGGCGAUAACCGGAAUUAGCGCCCUCUCUGAACGCAAUAGCGUGGCCUUUUCAGAUGCGUUGGGACUUUUCCUGCCUGACGAAUACGGCCCUGCGGCCAGGGGGUCUGUCGCCAACCUGCCCCCAACUGGCCCGGUACAAGGGAAUCCUGGGUCUCCUGGCCACCCCCAGUCUCCCCGGCUGUUGUCUCAGCCCGAGUAUCCAGACGCAAACAUCAGCUCGUUUAAUAGAAAGUUCCCGCCGACCAAUCCUACUAAUAGGGUUAGUCUCCAGAUACCCGGGACAAAGUAUGGGCCUAUAUCGACUGGCAUUUAUGAGAAGACCCUACCCAACAGGCCUCUAUCUAUAAGCGGGCUCAAGGCUAUGCAAAGUGACACCGAAAACUCCGUCAUAGACACGGCCAAUAUCCUAGAUAUUACCCUUUUGAAGAAGGAGUACUCGAAGGCCAUCAUGGAGUGUGAAAGGUUACGAAAGGAAGUCCAGCAUCAGCGGUUGGCACGGCUCCAUGCCGUCAACGCAACAGUACAAGCGGUGCCCACCAGGCGGGAGGCUAUUGUUCAAACUUGUAAUGAGGCUCCUGAUGCACCUGCAUCUCAGGAAGACGGUGUUUAUCAGCAAGACCUUGCUGCGGCCAAGGUCACCCCAUCUACGACCCGUGAGGAGCUUGUGGCUAUAGUUCUGGCUCUGCGGAAAGAAGUGGAAGUGAAGAACAAGCUUCUCACCCUGGGGUCACAGCCCGGUAAGGCCUCUCAAUCAACGAUUGAUUGCAUGGCAACUGCACUGCGCCGUCAGACCGAAGCCAGCAAGGCCCAGCGCCAGGCAAUGCAGGCCAAGAAUGAGCAGUUGGCACAGCUUCAUAUUGCGUUGCAAAAGCGUGAGCAGCAGAUCCGUAGUAUUCAGAUAGCAGCUCAGGCGUAUAAUAAGACUCAUCAAUCCCACAUUGAUGUGCCUACUGAUUUGCCUACUGACCGUGAGCCCGUAGCGACGACUUUUGCCCCUAGCCUCCCUGAGACAGGAGUAAGCACAGAGACAUACGUAAAGCUGUCCAAGGAAAACAGUGAGUUGACACAACAGGUCAAGCAGCUAAAGCGCGAAGUUAGCAGCUUAAAGAGCAAACUAGGCCUUACUCAGGACCCAAGCCGCGUGACUGAAGAUGGGGUGGGUCGAGCACAAUUAUCUCCGCUAAUAUUGCUUCAAAUUGAAAACAUCAAACUAAAGAAGCAGCUCAACGAUAAGGUGAAGCUUCUAAGCAACCAAGAAAACCACAUCUAA